UCCAGUUUAUUUGCUGCGAGCCUCACAAGUUCACAACCGCCCGUGGCCACCAUGGAUUGCUCCAGUGUGCCGCUGCCGCGCAACGAACACUUGCCCGCCGGCUCGCAGCCCGACUUUGUCACCUUGGAUAUCCGCACCCCCUCCUUGCAUGGACGCCGGUGCGCCGGCAUCGACCUGCGGUGGGUGCACUCCGUGGCCGCCGGGGGCAUCCUCUCCCUGUUCCUCCUUGCGGCCUCCGGUAUAGCAUUCCCCGCCACCUCGCUAUUCCUUCACCCGUACCACUCCUCUGCCACCCAGAGCCCGUCGCCGGCCGGGCCCCCGCGCUUCGCCUACCUCGUCUCUGGUUCGGCCGGCGAUGCCACCAGGCUGCGCCGCUGCCUCCUCGCGCUCUACCACCCACGGAACCACUACAUCCUCCACCUGGACGCGGAGGCGCCAGACUCGGAGUACGCGGAGCUGACCGCCUUCGUCGCCACGCACCCGGUUCUUGCGGCCGUGGGCAACGUGCGCGUGCUGGAGAAGGCCAACCUGGUGGUGGCCAACGGGGGCAUCGCCAUGGUAACCACCACGCUGCGUGCCGCCGCCACCUUCCUGCGCGGCGCCCGCGCCGACUGGGACUGGUUCAUCAACCUCUCCGCCUCUGACUACCCGCUCGUCACGCAGGACGAUCUGAUGGACGUGUUCUCGCGGCUACCGCGUGACCUCAACUUCAUCGUGGACCCGGGAGUCUUCAUGAACGAGACCGAGAACUUCACAGGUUCUGCUUGGAUGGUGUUGUCACGGCCAUUUGUCGAGUACUUGAUCCGGGGGCGGGACAACCUCCCGCGCACCCUCAUCGUCUACCACACCGACUUCGUCUCCUCCCCGGACGGCUACUUCCACACCGUGGCCUGCAACGCCGAGGAGUUUCGAAACACCAUUAUGAACCACAACAUGCACUACAUCUCCUCGGCCGACUCCCCUGGGCAUCACCCGGAACUCAUCACCUCCGGCCACUGGGAAGGGAUGAUUGGGAGUGACGCCCCCUUCGCGAGCAAGUUUGGCGACGACCCGGUGCUUGACAAGAUCGACGCAGAACUCCUAUCACGGCAGCCCGGAAUGCUUGCCCCCGGCAGUUGGAGCAUCGGAGAUAUUGGCGGCGAUGGCUCCUUCUGGAUUGUGAGGGACGCGACGCCCCUUCGUCCUGGUCCUGGAGCUGCGCGGCUGCAGCGCCUCGUCACGUCACUCCUGUCGAAGGAGAACUUCCGGCCUAAACAAUGCCAGAUGGUCAAUCACAAUGCCUAACAUUGAUCUGCCGGCUGCUAGUAUUGCCGGCCGUGCUCUGUUUUUCUUCCAGGGCUGAGCAUCAUCAAUAAUAAUUAAACCCGCUCCAUGUAUUACGCAGACUAGAACUUUAGAAAUCAGUGAGACGUGUGUUCUAGUUCCGGCACCAAGCACUUGACAGUACAGAAAUACAUGUUCCCUUUCUCUUUGCCUCUUCGCUCUUCGGUGUCGUGUAACAUAACUUUUCUGUGCCGGAGUUGUGUAACAUAAAUGAUCAAGGGCCACUGAUGUCGUGUAA
This is a messenger RNA of Hordeum vulgare subsp. vulgare (domesticated barley), 1561 nucleotides long. Its product is annotated as beta-glucuronosyltransferase GlcAT14B-like. Gene Ontology annotation, molecular function: glucuronosyltransferase activity. Gene Ontology annotation, cellular component: membrane. The coding region runs from base 52 to 1284 and encodes 410 amino acids. The transcript is spliced from 3 exons. The record is from RefSeq and is a predicted model, not a curated record. NCBI's taxonomy places the organism in Eukaryota, Viridiplantae, Streptophyta, Magnoliopsida, Poales, Poaceae.